Molecule: messenger RNA, 3931 nt
Organism: Cheilinus undulatus (humphead wrasse)
Lineage: Eukaryota; Metazoa; Chordata; Actinopteri; Labriformes; Labridae
Exons: 2
Coding region: 217-1104 (295 amino acids)
Molecular function (GO): protein binding
Source: RefSeq, a predicted model, not a curated record
GCAGUCCCGCAGCAGUUGUCAGCAGAGUGUAGGAAUGUGGUUGUGUGUGACUAGAGGCAGUAAACAGAGCCUGUAACGGUAACUCGGCGUAAAACUCGAUCUUAUGCCUCCGUGUUUGGUCGUUAAGCUUUUAGUAAUGUCUCCUGGACGACGAAAGGCAGUCUGACCCGCCGAGGACACGGGUAGCUCGGGUUUCUCGGCUUUUUGGACGUCGUCAUGGCCUCUGUGACCGUCAGCUCCGCGGCACGGAGCUUCGAGAAGCCUCGGCGAUCCUUUUCUCUGCUCUUCUACCGGGCCGUACGGGACCUGAAGCCGGUCUGGCUGCUGGAGGACAUACGGACCAUGGAGACGUUUUAUCCUGAAGAAGACUCAAAUAAGAGGACCUACACCCCCUCCGAGGCUCUUCUCUACGCCAUAGUGCAUGACCACCAGGCGUACGCCCAGUACCUGCUGAACCGCUACACCGAGGAGGCGUUAGCUCGGCCCGGGGAGCGCUUCUGCUGCUGCCCGUCCUCCGCCCCUCACCUCUCAAUGGCUGUCCGCUACGAUCGGCGACACAUCCUUGGCCUCAUCCUCCAGGAGACUCAUCGGGUCCCCAGCACGCCCCCCUACACAGACCAGACAGGCUGUUUUCACAUGGAAGACGGGAGGACGCCUCUCCAUCUUGCCUGUGAGCUGCAGCGGCCGGAGGCAGUGGUGCUGCUGCUGGGGAGUGGAUGCUCCCCACAUGCCAAGGACCACAAUGGCCUGACGCCCCUGGAUGUGAUCCUGGAGAAGCUAUGGGACUGUGAGGUAGCAGGGAGUGGCCAGGACAGGCGACAGUGUCUGGACAACCUACUCCUAUUCAUGCCCAAAGUGCACUUUAAGAUGGAGGCAACUCUAAGCAGAGAGCCAGAGCGCUGGACCAAGCUGCUGGGAGAGGACACCUAUAUGUACCUGUCCAAACGUAGCCCUGCCUCCCUGGUCCUCAGUGCCAUGCAGACUGUUCUGAAGCAGCUGAGCCCAGCCAGCUUCCCAGACUGUCUGCAUGAGCUGCCCAUCCCCUCCUCCCUGAAGCCUACUGGUCUGCCUCUGAGCCAGCGGGACAGACAUCGGGUGCUGUAGCACCAGAGGGGCGCGAUGCAUGCUCUUUGUGGUCUGUGUCUGCAUGAUGUGUGAUAGUGUGCGUGUGUGCAGGGGUGGAGCCAGUUUAAUAUGGUUCUCAAGUAAAAGUACAGCUAUGCUGAAAAAAGUGUACUCCCUAAGUGUAAUCCCUCCUCUCCAGUGCUUGACAAUAUCAGAGCUUUAGUUCAUUCAGUGGAUCACAAAUUAUUACAAGUUUCUUCAUUACAGGAAGCAUUCGAUUGGCUGUUGAUGCCUUUUUUCAGCAAGAUCAAUCUCCCUUGAUGGGAAGAAUUUCAGUUGCAGCUUUUCCAUGUCUAAAGAGGCUUGUCUUUCCAGGGCGUGGGUUGAGUACAGUUUAACAGCUACAACAAUUCGAUUCAAAUGACUUCAUUUGGGCAAAGGGCAAUUGGUUCAGAAUUGCUUGCACAUAAAAAACACAGGCAGCAAUUCUUUGUGUAUAGAGCAUCCCAGAGCUGAGAUAACUGUUUAAUAGUUUUGAAACUUCAUAUAUUUACCAUAAAAUCCAGAAUAAGUCACCCCAGUUUUCAGCCUUACGUUUUUCUCCAAAGGAGAGAAGGUUGAAACCAUUCUCCAGCGUGUCGUUUUUCCUUUUGUUCAGCUGUGUCAACAGCUACAGCCUGACGAUAAUGUUUCCUGUUUUUUUUGUUUGAUAGUGGCAAGCGAACAGGUUUCAGAUGUGCUACCUACAGAGAACAUCCAUGUAAAUUUAGAAAAAUUUGAAUUUCAGGUUUUCACAGUGCAUUUCCACAACAGCGCAUUCAUUUUGAUACUGUUUUUAAUUCUGGUCCUCCAUAAACCAUCUGUCACAGUUUGUUGUGGAAUUACUGCAAAGCACAGUGGGAGCUCCACAUGCACACACAGUCAGAACGAACAACUCUGCACCUCUCUGCUGAUCCCAUUUGGACUCUACAACACUUCUCUUACUACCUCAGAAGCCAGCAUCAAGAGGGGAUCAAGUAUUUCUCCCAUAACGGCUCAAUGACGUUCAUAGCGAAGGCCAAACAUCACAGUGCCUUCAAACUGAAUGGAAUCAGCCUUCCGUGUUUGUUCAACAAAACUGGACUUUAAAAUGCUGAUAAACGUGUUAGUCAGUUGAAACUGGACUAAAUCUAAUUUUCUUAAAGGACCAACACACCUUGAUAAUGCAUCAGACGAGAUUCAUAUGAGAAUUAUAAAUAUUUACUUAUCUGACUCUGAAUUGAUUGAAAAUGUAAAAAAAUUGACAUUUCUUUAUUUUGUCCUAAAUGCAUUUUCAGCAGCAGCCACCCUGAGCACUGUGUUAUUGAUUAUUAGCGUGCUGAUUAAUCAUUUAAAACUACAAAGUACAAAAUAACACAAAAUAUGGUCAAGUUAGAUCAACAACACCUGCUGUUUUGUUCCUCCUGUCCUCAGUUUCCCUGACACAGCAGCACUAGCUCUCAGUGUCUUCAGUGUUUACAUGGCCAGCCCUGACAUACUGGUAUCUAAGGAGCUGUUAGACACUCAGUCUGUCCUGUUUUUUUUUUUAACUUCAGACAAUAUUUGAAAUGCACUGUCCAUUCUACAGUGCCUCUGACUAAGAUGAAGAAUGAAUGGACUUAGUCUGUGUCAAGUCUGCAAAGGAAAAGUAAAAAAACUUAAGAGUCCAAAGCCUGAGCUCACAUCACACGCCAUCAGUGCAGGGGUCUGCUGCCAAUGCUGAUCAGAAGAAAAAAAAAAAAACUCCAUCAUUGUUUCCCACUGUGUUGUCAAGACUUAAUGGAAGCAUCAUUUUUUCACUAGUUUCUGAUAAAUACUUGGUUAUCUGGCUAAAACUAGCGCAUUUAUUCAUAUUCAAAUAAAUGUUAUUUCUGUUUCAGGUUUUCCUCUGUUACUUUAUUGUUAUCAGCUGAUCUAAAUGCUACAAAUCCAGGUUAACUACAUUAUCUUGAACAGAUUUAUGUAGCAUUUAAUGCCAUAUGACAAAAUACAGGUCCACAGCACAGCAGACAGAAGUAGAUGCUAAAACAUUUUAACAAUCAUCUUUUUAACAAACAGCAGUUCAGUGUGAUUUAGGAAUUGAUUUGGAUUGAAACAUGAUUCUGAAUCAAAUCAAAUCUAAUUGAAUCAUAAGGAAUCAAAGUAGUCCCCUGGCUAGAACAGAUUAGACUAGGUGUGCUACGCAUGAUUCACAUUCGCUACCCUGGAAGUCAAAGUAUAGCAUAAGCGUCCUCUGUCUUUGGUUAUCAUAGAGAUAGAGGAAUGAUUUGAUCAUUAUAAUUUAACCAAAAGAAAGUGAAGGUGAAAUGCUAGGGCUGUCCGUGUUUCCUAUAUGUCAAUGUUCUGUCUAAUGGUUGAACCACAUCACAACAAGGUACCUGAUAAACUAGUAAAAAAACACUUUUUCAAGUUGAGAGUUGCAUGCAAACUUUUUUGGUCUGACUUGUCCAUUUCUGUCUUCCAAUUAAUGCUUCUGGUGUGGUCUCAUAAGUGAAACAAGAGGUCCGCUCAUAGACAUCCUGGACCUCCUCUUUUUGCUGUUUUUUUCAGUAAUAGGUGCUAUGUGAAUUGUAUCAAAGUACAGUUCUUCCCUAAAAGACAGAAAUAGCAAAAUGACUCUUAAAACACUAAAGGACUGGGGCGCAGGUGGCCGGUGGUUAAGGCACGCGCGCCCCAUGUACGUGGACGGCCUGGGUUCGAAUCCGGCCCGCAUGUCUCUCCCCUGCUCUUGUCCCUGUUUCCGACUCUAUCCACUAUCCUCCUCUAUCAAGUAAAUGCACAAAAAUGCCCAAAAAAUCUUUAAAAACAAAAACACUAAAGGACUCAGAUUUAAUAUUUCCACCCCUGA